Molecule: messenger RNA, 1687 nt
Organism: Xiphophorus couchianus (Monterrey platyfish)
Lineage: Eukaryota; Metazoa; Chordata; Actinopteri; Cyprinodontiformes; Poeciliidae
Product: cornifelin homolog
Exons: 4
Coding region: 163-516 (117 amino acids)
Source: RefSeq, a predicted model, not a curated record
CCCCACAGAUCUUUGUCAUCAUCAGAAAACAGCAGUUUGUUGGCAAACCAGCGUUUCACAGCUCAUGCUCGUCACAAUUUCCUGUGUGGUGUGAAGCUUGUCAGUUUGAUCAAACGGAGUUCAGACUUCUGGGUGAAAUAAAACUUUCCUUCAGCAGUUCAAAUGUCAAACCCAGUGGUCACCAAUCAACCUGGUGCAGGAGGCUAUGGGACGAAUGUCCAGACUGGAGAGUGGAGCACAGGCUUGUGUUCCUGCUUUAGUGACUGCUUAAUCUGUGCUUUUGGUUGCCUCUGUCCAAUUGGCCUAAGCUGCUACACUGCAAAUAAGUAUGGUGAAAACUGCUGCCUGGGUUGUGUCCCAGGAGGCAUGACUGCCAUGAGGACUCAUAUGAGACUGACGUAUGGCAUCCAGGGGACGGUAUGCAACGACGCCCUCAUGACUUUUUUCUGCGGACUUUGUGAACUGUGCAGGAUGGCCCGAGAAAUUCGCAUCAGGAAUGGAGACGUUUCAAUGUAACAUGAUUUUAUAAGCACUGCACUUACUAUAAAAUAAGUGUAGCUCUGCUCAUAUUAAACACAUUUUUGUAUAUAGCAUGCUUUUACUAAAAACAUUUUAUGUGCAUGUCUAAAAUGAUUUAAAUAUCAUUUAAAUAUCAUGUAAAAUUAGAGAAAGACUCAAGAUGUACAAGGUGUAUGAAUAUUUUAUUAAAAAUCAAACUGCUUAUAAGGGGUUCUAUUUCUGAUCUGCUUCCAAAAUGUCAAAUGAAUCCCUUAAUAUACAACCACAAGGAAAAAGGCUUAAUGAACUGGACAAUGAUAUUGUUUCUCCUUUAAUAAUUGUAUAUCAGGAAUUUCCAUCCCCUGUUCUGAAAUAUAUAUGGGCAGCUUAAUUUGACUUGAUAACAACACUGAAAACAAUAAUCAAUUCUGCGUUUAAAUUUCUUAUAUUUUAAAUUCAACAUGAACUUAUUUGUAUUCCCUUUUAGUUGCUUGUAAACCUUUCUGUUGUUCUCUUGCAGAGUGUUGAUAAAGAUAAAGUUUGUCUCUGUUAGUGUGUGGACCACAGAUCUGAACUCAUGAUUAGUUGCAAUAUGAAUGCAGCACAAUGUCACCUAAUCAUCUGCAGCCUGUCAAUAGGCUUGGGUUUAGUUAGGGUGAUUUGUUGAUGUCUGAUGAUGAAACUGUUUGGGCCUUUCAGAUUAAGGCCUACAGUGAAUGGUAAACAAUGCAGAAUUGUCAUCUGACAGGAAAAUAACUCCAGUUUGGGGCUUAGCUGUUUGUUUAAAGAAUGUUUUAGAUCAUUCUUCUUAUGGUUUUUUAAAACCAUAAUAUCAAACGUAGACCAUGGAAAUUGGCAAGGUAAGUAUCUGUAUAGAGCUAUCUCUUGCUUUGGUCAUUUUAUUGUUUUCUCUAUUCACACAUGAUUAUUUUAAUCACAUUUUAUGAUCUUCAAGCUAUAAUUGCACAAAAAUUCAAUUAAUAUUUUGAUAUAUAUAGAAUUGGAUAAAAAGGUAUUUCUCACUUCUUAUCUUUUUGUUUUUCAUCAUAGAACUCAACUAAAUAUGUCAAAAUAACCAGAGCAAAUUUGAAAAGCAGUGUUGAAAUGAUGAUUCCAUAUACAAAGGCAAAAAUACCAACUCAAACUGUGUUUUGUUGAAUCAGUGCAUAAUUACAUAUUACAGCUAAUA